Molecule: messenger RNA, 3727 nt
Organism: Saimiri boliviensis boliviensis (Bolivian squirrel monkey)
Lineage: Eukaryota; Metazoa; Chordata; Mammalia; Primates; Cebidae
Source: RefSeq, a predicted model, not a curated record
GUUUGGCCGCGGCGGGGCUGAGUGCCGGAUCUGUGGUUGUAGUUGGUUUCCCUCGUGGUGUCGCGGUUGGGUGAGCUUCGCGCCGCGGCCCGUUUUCUUGAAGAUCAGGACCGGACCCGGGCCACGCUCACGUUUCGCCGUCCCCGGCCUGGCGUUCGCGCGGACCCGACGGAGUCCUGAAGCCUCGAAAGUCUAAAGGGGCCUGGAGAGCCUGCGGCGAGGGCGGGAAGCCGGCCAGGGAAGUCGAGGCUGCCUCGUCCGAGGGCUUUUGCGGGGUCGUGCGCUCCACCAGCGUCCUCCACCUGCGAAGGAUCGUUUCAGGUUGUGCGGUUCCGAGGGAAAAUACUUUUGUUUCUGUUUUGUUGUUGAGACAGAGUCUUGCUCACUCACCCAGGCUGGAGUCCUGUGGCAUGAUCUUGGCUCACUGCCACCAGCGCUUCCCGGAUUCGAGCGAUUCUCGUUCUCCAGCCAUCCAAGUAGCUGCGUUUACAGGAACCCUGGCGCCCCUUACCAGCUUCCAGUCUCUCGAGGCAGCCAGCGUGCUGCUUGGUCCUUGUUCCCAAGAUGGACUUUCCCAGCUCCCUCCACCCCACGUUGUUUAUGACUGGCCCCCUUGGUGUGAACGAUGCCUCUGACCUGUCCUUCAUGUGCAGCUGGCAAAACACGCUGACUCUGCCAGAGGCCCAGCCCCAGAACUUGAAGAAUGGGGCACUGCACGUGACCAAGGACCUGCUGUGGGAGCCAGCGACCCCUGGGCCUCUCCCCAUGCUGCCUCCCCUUGUCGAUCCCUGGGAACCUGGCCUCACAGCCCAGGACCUGCUUUUCCGAGGAGGGUACCGGUAUCGGAGGCAACCCCGAGUCGUGCUGGAUGUUACUGAGCAGAUCAGCCGGUUCCUCUGGGAUCAUGGAGACGUAGCCUUUGCACCCCUGGGGAAGCUGAUGCUAGAGAAUUUCAAGCUGGAAGGAGCAGGGAGCCGCACUAAGAAGACGACAGUGGUCAGUGUGAAGAAGCUGCUCCAGGACCUCGGUGGACACCAGCCCUGGGGGUGUCCCUGGGCUUACCUCAGCAACCGACAGCGCCGCUUCUCAAUCCUUGGGGGCCCCAUCCUGGGCACGUCGGUGGCCAGCCACUUGGCAGAGCUGCUGCAUGAGGAGCUGGUGCUGCGAUGGGAGCAGCUGCUUCUGGAUGAGGCCUGCACUGGGGGCGCGCUGGCCUGGGUGCCUGGAAAGACACCUCAGUUUGGGCAGCUGGUCUACCCCGCUGGAGGCGCCCUGGACAGGCUGCAUUUCCAAGAGGUCGUUCUGGCCCCAGGUGACAACCCCCAAUUCCUUGGGAAACCCGGACGCAUCCAGCUCCAGGGACCUGUCCGGCAGGUGGUGACAGGCACCGUCCAGGGAGAAACUCUGCUGGCUGUCCGCUCUGACUACCACUGUGCUGUGUGGAAGUUCGGUAAACAGUGGCAGCCAGCCCUUCUGCAGGCAAUGCAGGUGGAGAAGGGGGCCACAGGGAUCAGCCUCAGCCCUCACCUACCCGGGGAGCUGGCCAUCUGCAGCCGCUCAGGAGCCCUCUGCCUGUGGAGUCCUGAAAAUGGGUAUUGCCCCUUCCCGUGAAAUCCUCCACCCUAACAGACUGAACGCCGGCCGGUCGCUCCCCGUUCUGCAUGUUCUGACCCUUGAACCCCUUCCACAUCAGCCUGUCCCCCUGCCCAUGGCUUGCCCAUCUCCCCAAGGCUGCAGCAAGUCUAUAAGGACCCCGAGACCCUCGUGUUCCGGGACUCCUCUUCCUGGCGUUGGGCAGACUUCACCGCCCACCCUCGGGUGCUGACUGUGGGUGACCGCACUGGAGUGAAGAUGAUUGACACUCAGGGCCCACCGGGCUGUGGUCUGUUGCUUUUUCGUGUGGGGGCAGAGGCUUCAUGCCAGAAAGGGGAACGUGUGCUGCUCACCCAAUACCUGAGGCACUCCAGCCCUGAAUGCCUCCCUCCCACUCUGCAUCUCGUCUGUACCCAGUUCUCUCUCUACCUAGUGGAUGAGCGCCUCCCCCUGGUGCCGCUGCUGAAGUGGAACCACGGCCUUCCCUCCCCGAUCCUGCUGGCCCAGCUGCUGCCUCCGCCCCGGCCCAGCCGUGUGCAGCCUCUGCUCCUGGGAGGCCAGGCCGGGCAGCUACAGCUGCUGCACCUGGCAGGAGAGGGGGUGUCAGCACCCCGCCUGGCAGGGCCCCCCCAGUCUCUUCCUUCCAGGACCGACUCUCUCCCUGCAUUUCCUCUGCUGGAGCCUAAGAUCCAGUGGCGGCUGCAGGAGCGUCUGAAAGCUCCGACCAUAGGUCUGGCCACUGUUGUCCCGCCCUUGUCCUCCACACCAGGCCUGGUGGUCUUCCAGCUCUCCGUGGCAGGAGAUGUCUUCUACCAGCAGCUCCGCCCCCAGGCCGACUCCAGCGACACCAGACCUGACUGCCAUGCCCCGACGGCUUCCUGGACCCCCCAGGACACUGCUGGCUGCAGCCAGUGGCUGAAGGCCCUGCUAAAGGUGCCGACAGCUCCUCCUAUGUGGACAGCACCCACCUUCAACCACCACCACCUGCUGGGCAGCGUAGAGCUGCAGAGAGAGGAAGGGGCGGUGCAGCAGCCGGGCGUGCUGCGAGAGGCCAUGGCCCAAGGUCGCCUCCUGCUGCAGAGAGACCUGGGCUCCCUCCCCAUGGCAGAGCCACCCCCUGCACCCGAGCCAGGCCCAGCAGAUGAGCUCAGUGAGCGCCUGGGGGAAGCCUGGGCAGGCCAAGGGGCUGCCUGGUGGGAGAGGCGGCAGCAGGCCAGGACCUCAGGGCCAAAGAGACAGCCCAGGCGGCCCAAGCGCCGGACCCAGCUGUCCAGCACCUUUUCAUUCAGUGGCCAUGUGGACCCCUCAGAUGGCACCAGCCCCCCUCACAGUCCUGAGGGGCCACCUGCUGGUGCUCUGCCUCGGUCCCCCAUGACGUCGCCCUCCCAGGAGUUGACUCCGGAUACAUGGGCCCAGGGCAUCCCCUCAGAGCGGCGGCAGACCCUCCGUGACUACAUGGCCAAGCUACCACUCCAAAGGGACAUCCCAGGACAUGCUGGCACACCCCCCUCCUCCCAGGCCUCCAGCACCCGGGCCACCCGCUCCCGGCAGCACACACCCAUCCUCUCUGGCUCUCAGCCCCCCCGGAAAAAGCCUCGAAUGGGCUUCUGAGGACACAGGGUGGGCUGCCUCCAGGCCCCAGAGAGCCCUCAUCCUUCUCCACAGUUGAAACUUGGGAAGCAGAGCUCAGUACCUUCCAGAGGUGGCUGUGAUGAUGAGCCAAGCAGUUUGGAGCCAAGUUGAAGGGAUAGGGCACAGAAUGUAAUCAUUUUUUCUAUUUUAUAUAUUCACCUGAAGAUCAUUCCAAAAGGCAGCUUCGUGAGGUGCUGGCGGGCCUGUGUUGCUGGGAUUCCAGUCUGUGCUGGCAGGCAGGGCUCCACUGCACUCCAGCAAGUGGCCUCAGACAGGUCCCUCCAUUCUCGUGCCUUCCGUCCUCCAGCGAAAAGGGGGCAGUAGCGCUGCCUCCUCGUGUUUGGUGAGGCCCCUGCAGAGCUGCUGCUGAGGCAGGCACAGUGGCCGUCGGCAGCUGCCGUUUGGGGUGUUUCAGCCUCUCCCGAGAUCAAGGGUUUUGUACGGGAAGACACCUGGUGGAUCCCAGUUCAGGGAUUGAAUAAACUUGUCAACUAGACAGGAA